Anopheles coluzzii is the source of this 2386-nucleotide messenger RNA. Its product is annotated as zinc finger protein 345-like. Lineage: Eukaryota; Metazoa; Arthropoda; Insecta; Diptera; Culicidae. Bases 35 to 1195 code for a protein of 386 amino acids. Gene Ontology annotation, biological process: regulation of transcription by RNA polymerase II. The transcript has 4 exons. Gene Ontology annotation, cellular component: nucleus. Gene Ontology annotation, molecular function: zinc ion binding; DNA-binding transcription factor activity, RNA polymerase II-specific; RNA polymerase II transcription regulatory region sequence-specific DNA binding. The record is from RefSeq and is a predicted model, not a curated record.
CAUUGUUGUUAAACAAAACUCAUUUCCGUUCGAAAUGGUGCACACUCUACGCAAAAUAACUAACAUUUGUCGGCUUUGUUUGUGCGAAGAGCUGGACAUCCUAGUUCCUGCCAAGAAUGUAUUUGAUUCUUUGCUUACCUCGGAGGACGUGGAACGUUUUACCAGCAUACAGAUCCCAACCGAUGACAACGUACCUUACGUGAUCUGCACCGAUUGUAGAAAUGGUUUAAGAAAAUCAGCUGCCUUUCGGAAGUCUUGCGUACGCAAUGAUCGACUCUAUAACCAAUUGUUCUCGGAAUUGAUCGUCGAAAUUCGGUACGAAACAGAACAACAAGCCACCAAAACUGUUCACCAUGAUUUGGAAAGCCUUUCUGGCACCCCCAUUUCCAGUCAGCUGAGUGAGCCAAAGUCGGCUGCUGCGAAAGCCGUUCGGUCAACCAAAAGCAAGCGAAGUAAACCAACGAAAGCGACAACAGCACCUCUAACAACGCAACAAGAUGAUGUUUCAGGUACACAACAAGUACAAGAAAGUACGUUGCAUCUUGAUUGGCCGUAUUUCACGAAACGUCUGUGUAACAUAUGUGGCCAGAUGGUUACCAACUUGAAGCGUCACAUGUUGAGCCACACCAAAAAAGCAAUGUACGCUUGUCCACACUGUUCCACGAAACUGACUGAUGGCUCCAAUCUCGUGCGUCACAUUAAGUCGGUUCAUAAGAAAAUGACUGUUAAAACGUGUGAAAUAUGCAAGAAAGGAUUUACGUAUCAGGUCACCUACAACCAGCAUAUGCUCUCCACGCACGGUAUCGGAGAAAAGUAUGAAUGCAAAAUGUGCCUUAAACAAUUCAACGGGAAGAGUACAUUAAGAGAUCAUAUCAACCGGAUACACAGCUCACUAAGAAGAUACGAAUGCACGUUUUGCAGCAAGCAAUUUAAAACGAGUCGAGAUCUAAGACACCACGGUCGAGUGCAUUCCGACAACCGGCCGUAUGCCUGCAGCCUCUGUCCGAAGCGGUUUAAGAGCAGCUUCGCACGCAAUACGCAUCAACACACCCACUCAGGGGUUAGAUUUUCCUGCCAGCAUUGUGAUAAGUCAUAUCCAUAUAAAUGCCAGCUUAGCAUACAUAUGCGAAAGCUUCACCCGGAGUCGGUUGCCGAAAAUACGGACGGAUCCGUUGGACUUAAAAUUCAAAAAUAAAGUGGUAGCACGGUACUAGUGAUGGGUAAUCCGGAGCGGAGUCAUGGAUCAACUUCGAUUCCGGAUCAUGACCGGAUUAGACUCCGAAUCAGUCCGGAUCAGUUCGGAUCAGUCUGGAUCAAUCCGGACUUUUCCGGAUCAGUCCGGAUCAGUCUGGAUCAGUUCGGAUGAGUCAGACUGAAUCUGGUAGAGUCCGGGAAAGUAACGUCAGGUUGACGUUGCAAUUUCUAAUUCCCAAAUACUGUCCAUUAUCAUUCAGAAAACUACUGAUGAGUUCGUUCGCUUUCAAGUAAGAUAUCCAAUACGAUACGAUAAGGCUGGAAAUAAUUGAAACAAAAUUUUCGCGGUACCGUGAAAAUCGCGUGUGACUUGUACUUUAAAUUUUGUUGUAAAAUCUGACAAAUAGCCGAGAUAAUCGCGGUUCGUGUAUGGACUCAUCUGAGGUUUGGUGACAUUUGAAUGUGCCAAGAUGGAAUUUUUUGUAUCAAUUUGUGAAGCAAAUACAAAACUCGUUUCUCGACAUGAGUUUUCAAACAAAUUUCAGCGAAAAUCUCAAGCAAUACCGAAGUUGGGUAUCUCUGCGCAACAGCAGGGAUUCAAACUGGAGGCGCGAAAGAUUUGGCAGCCCAACUGUUCUUCAACUGUUAUAAAGGCAAGGCGCGAAUUGCGUCGUACCGCAACGAUCUCGGUUCGUGUAUUUUCAGCCUAACCUAAUGUUUUUUUUUUUUCUAUUUUAAAUAUUUCGUUCUUGCAAUUAUAUUAGCUUUUUCGUCAGAUUAAAAAACCUUUUUUCCUUGUAGUUCCCGUAUACCUCCCAUUACAUUCAGUCAAAAGUGAAAUAACCUUACUGUUUUUAUACCGCCAACCUAAACUACUCGCUCGGACGCUGCCAGGAUCAUCCGAUCUGACCCGAACUGAACAGAACUGAUCCAAACUGAACCGGACUGAUAAGGAUUCGAAGUCGACGAGUCCGGAGUUUUUUUUUCGUGCACGACCCCCCUCCACCCCGCUACUACAGUCCGAGGAAACUCCGAAUGCGAUUCCAAUGGGUGCCGUAGUCGGAUCAAUCCGACUCCGGAAAUAAUUGUUAUUUACCCAUCACUACAAGAUACGCUGCUAAUCAAGAACCACCCUGUAGUCGUGUUUGACACAUCUCAGUUGAGGCAUUGUUGUUAAACAAAUUCAUUUCCG